Messenger RNA from Ruditapes philippinarum (Manila clam), 7533 nucleotides. Its product is annotated as sortilin-like. Lineage: Eukaryota; Metazoa; Mollusca; Bivalvia; Venerida; Veneridae. Gene Ontology annotation, cellular component: membrane; Golgi apparatus. The record is from RefSeq and is a predicted model, not a curated record. Gene Ontology annotation, molecular function: protein binding. The transcript has 23 exons. Gene Ontology annotation, biological process: Golgi to endosome transport; endocytosis; vesicle organization. The coding region runs from base 36 to 2747 and encodes 903 amino acids.
AUCACCGAAUGUCAUGUGACUAACAACACACCAAGAUGGCGAACAAGGAAGGAAAGUUAACUUCAAAAUAUUUUCUUUUCUCUUUUCUAACAAUUGUGACUGUUUGCAGUAUUGUUGAAGGAAAUAUAAGACAACUAUCAUUCCAUACGUCCAAAUCUGUCGUUCAAUUCAAUGCAAAUGAUCUGCCAGUGUUCGUAGAACAGAAAAUCGAAAAUGAUCACAAACUAUACAAAAGAGAACUGACCGAAGAUCAAGAUCCAGUCUGUCUAGCACAAAAUUCAAAAUUUGUGAAGAGUUUGGAAGGGAAAACAAUAACCAGAAAUCUAACAUUUACAAAUGAGACAAAACCAGCCAUGGCACUUGCAUGGGCAGGAGAAAAUGAUGGGGUACUGAUUAUUGUGACAACUGAUUCAAUUCUGGGAACCACAACAGAAUCAUCAGUGUUCAGAAGUGAAGACUAUGGUGUAACCUUAACAAAUUUGACAGAUAAACUAGGUUUAAAACCAGGGAAAUAUGUUAUAAAGAAACAUAAUGGUGUACAAAGACACCCUUAUAAUUCUAAGAAGAUAUAUCUCAUUGGGGAAGGGAAUUACAUGUAUACAUCUAUUGAUGGUGGGCUAAAUUUUGCCCAGAAUACCCUAUCAUUUCCCUUUGAUGGAGAAUUAGUGUUUAACCCCUUUAAUGAGGACUAUUUGAUUGCUCUGAAUGCCAAGAAGAACAUGUUUAUAUCUAAAAAUAAUGGUAAUAGUUGGCAACAACUAGAAAUAAAAGAUAAGGCGACACAUGUGGAGCAAGCUGUUGACAAGGUGAUCUGGGGUGUUAAAUUGGAUGAAGAUGUAGAUGGUGGAUCCAACCCGGAUACCAAUGAAACAAUCUACUUUACAUAUGGAGCUCAACCAAUGGCUGACUCUUUUUUAAAGCAAUUUAUUGACUUCAGUUUCACAACAGAUUAUACUCUGGCUAAGUCAACAGAUGGUGGCGCUACCUAUAUUGAUAUUCUAAGGAAUGUUGUUUCAUUCGACCGUCAGGGGAAAUUUCUUUAUGCCUCUCAAAUAAAAAGCAAAACAGAUGCUUAUGGCUGGAGACAUCUACUGAUAUCUACUGAUGGUGGGACAGUUUUCAAGGAAGUCCAGUUACCAACUAUAGAGCCUGACAGAUUUUUCAGUGUGAUGGAUAUAGAAGAAAAUAUGAUUUUUAUGCAUGUUGAUAAUAAAGAAGAUACCGGGCAUGGUACACUUUACACAUCAGCCAACCAAGGUAUUGUUUACUCUAUAUCACUUACAAGGCAUCUGUUUCCGAACUAUGGGGAGAUCCAUGACUUCUACAAGGUGAAGUCAAUGCGUGGCGUGUAUAUCACAAGUCAGAUGAGCGAUGAUGAUUCUAUACAUACAAUGAUUACAUAUGAUCAAGGUGGUAAAUGGCAAAAAAUUCCUCGUCCAGUUGGUGUACCAUGUAAAGAUGAAUCUAAGGGCUGUUACCUUCAGAUUCAUGGCAUGUACAGUUUAAAGCGUGGUAUCAAUGCUAACUUACCUAUCAGUGAAAAAACUGCUACAGGACUUAUCCUUGUUCAUGCUCAUGUGGCAGAAUCACUUCAGAAGACAGAACCAGAUGUGUUUAUAUCUAGAGAUGGGGGAUAUACGUGGAAUCUGUCAUUACCGGGUGCACACCAUUACCAGAUAUUAGAUCAUGGAGGGUUACUUGUUGCUGUGUCUAAGUCAGAUCCCAGUCCAAAGGUUUUACGAUUUUCAUUGGAUGAAGGUCGUUGCUGGCAUGACUAUAAAUUUACAGAUCAAGUUCUCAACUUCACAGGUUUAGUGACAGAACCAGAGGGGAAAAGUGCUGUGGUUAUGCUAUGGGGAUAUGUGCAGGAAACAAAGAAAUGGGUUGUAAAUGUGGUUGAUUUUGAGAAAGUCAUUGACAGAAAAUGUGAAGAUAAUGAUUAUGAACCGUGGAAGGCUCACUCUGCCUUGAGAGUUAAAGGGAUACCUGAAGAUCAGGGAUGCCUGCUUGGUAUAAAAGAGACUUUCCUUCGGUUAAAGAAAGAUUCAUGGUGUUUGAAUGGUUAUAUCCAUGAACAGAAAAGUAAGAGAGAAUUUUGUACAUGCACAAGAGAAGAUUAUGAAUGUGACUACGGCUACUUUAGACCAGGUAGCUCUGACAACUGUGUUAAAGAACCAGAUUUCCAAGGACCUGAGAUUGAUAUAUGCAUGCAUGGGCAUGAUGAAAAACUUGUGUCAGAAGGGUACAGGAAAAUACCUGGUGAUAAGUGUAAGAAUGGUUUCAAGCCAACAUCUAAGAUUAUUGACCUGAAUAAAGUUUGUGAUGAGUAUGGAAAUAGCAUUGUACAAUUUGAUGAACAACAAGAACAAGUGGCUAGUCAAAAUGGAUUUGGUCGUGGCAUAAAGAUUCUAGCCAUUAUAAUAGUGUCUGCAGUGUUGUUGCUAGCAGCAACCAUGGGGGUAUACUUUGUCAGAAAAUUCAUUCUUCUUAGAAGACAUAAAACAGAGUACAGAUAUUCACUGCUGAACCAAGGAGAACAACAGAACCUGAUGGAUGAUGAUGAUGAAGAGGAGGAAAAUAAAGCUGUGUCAUCUACUGUCAGAUAUGAAGAUUCCGAUGAUGAGGAGUUGAAUACAACAGUGCGCCCAGCUAAACAAAAUGGUGUAGUGAAAAAGACGUCUAAACCAAAGGACACCAAUCCAUUUGGAUCUUACCAUGAUGACUCUGAUGAUGAUAUGCUGAGUUAAUGUUGAUAAAAGAUGGUGUUUUUUGUAAAGAGACUUCAUUACAUUACCAGACGUUACACUGUAUAUACAUGUAUAUACUAAAUGUAACUGAACAGAAAUCCUACUAUAAGAGAUGAACAGACAUAGACACUGUGAUACACUCUAACAUUCAACUUCAAAUCUACACCGUAUUCUCAUAUUAUAAUAUGAUCUAGGGAUCUGACUUCAUCUUACUAUUAUUACCGUGUCACGACAAAACCAACAUAAUGUGUUUGCAACCAGCAUGGAUCCAGACCAGCCUGCACAUCUGCGCAGUCUUAUCAGGAUCCAUGCUGUUCACUAUCAGUUUCUCUACUUGUAAUAGAGUUGGUAAGCGAACAGUAUGGAUCCUGAUCAGACUGGGCGGAUGUGCAGGCUGGUCUGGAUCCAUGCUGGUCGCAAACACAUGUUGGUUGUGUCAUGGUGUGGCUCAAAUUUAAUUUUGUAGAUGAUAUGUACAUCAUUCAUUCAGUCACUGUAGGGGGAAGGCAUCAUUCAGUAUAUACACAUAUUAUCAACUGUAUGUUUUUUUCUCCUUUAAAAUUAUUGCUAUAAAAUAAGAUCUGUAAAGAAUACUAUGAAUUGAUUACAUCAACAUGUUAUAAUAUUAUAUUACAUUAAAAUUGCUAAUACUUUGACCUUAACUAUAUAUUUCUUGAAAAAAUAUGUUCCUGUUUAUUUAGCAUUAUUUUCCCUAAAUUAAAAAUUCAAUCUGAUUUUUUUUCAUGGCAACAUGUUGAGUUAGAUUAAACUUAAAAUGGCAUAGUAUUUAAAUGUUUUAACAACAUUUUGCUUUGUUUUGUCAAAUCUGCAAUUUUUGCAAAAAUGUUGAACAUUUUAUGUUAUAUAUAACAUGUACUUGAGUUGUAGAAAACAUUGACAUUUGGUUCUUAUGCUUUCAUAGCUUUUUUGUUUGUUGCUUUUUUGGUUUCAUUUUUAUUUUACACUAACAACAUAUCAUUAUGUACAUGUAUGUUUCCUGAAUAUUUAUUUGGAAUUUUGUUAUGUAUAUAAAUUUAUUAAUAAUACACCACAUUAUGAUACUUUACUUGUCUGCAAGUGUUAUUUAAGUACUUAUUUAUUCUGAUAAAACUGUUCUGAUCUGCAGUCAGUGGGGAUAAAGACAGGUGUUUUAAAGACAAUAUAAUAUAAUAAUGAGGGAAGUUGUAUUAUUAUAUAUUAGCUACACCUAUAAUGGAUUAAAUAAAACAGAAGUAGACUGUCAACUUAGGGCAAAAAAUGUAGUAUUGACUAGAAAACUUUAUCAUAUAAGUUCAAGCUGAGAUGUGUAUAAAUUUUAGCAUAAUAUUACAACUGUAAUGUGUAACUCACAUCACCAAAGAUAACCAGCUUUAGGUAAACUUUAUUCCUUUAUUUUUCUUAUGAGAUGAUACAAAAUUGUAAGGAAUGGUCAAAAAUAAGACGGAGUUUUCUUAUUAAAUGAUAAUUUUGUUGUUUUGUAAGCAUUUACUGCUAAUUGUAUAUGAAAUAGAUAGUAUGAUGUAUUUAGUGGAAUAAAACCAGACUUACUGAAAUGCCCAAGCUAUGAACUAUAGGCUUACAAUAUUUGUGUUGGAAUUGCUGUACUGUUGAAAUUUUCUGUGUUACAGUUGUAUCAGAAUAAACUGUUUGCUGUCUUAAUUUAUCGUGUACAUGCAAUGUAUGCUUAUAUUUGCCUACAAUGUAAUUUACUAACCUACAUAUUCAAAAUGUUUAUUGUUUGUGUUGAUAUUAUUUUAAUUUCCUUAUUUUUGUGCUGUAAAUGAAACAUUCUUUUUUCUGCUGUUGCUUUAGUCUUUUUUCCCUGUGAUAUAUUGCUGCUCAUUUUGGAUUUUGGUAUAAGCAAAUUUGUUUCUUAUUCAUAUAAAUACUUUCUCUUCGGUUGGAUGUAAAGUUUUGGAUGAAAUUUUGUUAGCAAAAGCUUGACAAAGUCUCCUCUGCAGCUAAUUUCCACAGUGAAAAUCUUCAUCUAGUGUCCUUAUGUUCCAAGUAUUAAACAUUCCUUUACUACUGAAUCCAAUCAUAAACAGGCAUUUCUUACAGCAGGAUGUUAGAUUGGAUUACAUUUACAUGUAUAUUUGUCUAGAUAUUGUUUUAGUCUGAACAUUGUUUUUACAGCUAUCUUAUAGAUAUAUAUCAAUAUCAUUAACUCAUUUAAACUUUACCAUUCCCUAAAAAGGAGUUUUCUUUGUUGUAAUUGAAGUUGGUAAACAAGUGUGUAAAUGAUUGUCAAGUUGGUUAUGUGACAAUUUUAUCAUUGAAUUUCCUAUCUUCUACAAUUUCUGUCUAUUUGAUAAUCUUCUAAGACAUCUUUGUUUGGAAACAUCUUUAAUUGUUGUAUUUUGUUUAAGAUUCCCUACAGCUAUAGCUUGAUUGUAUGCUUGUAUAGAUAGAUACCUGACUUUACCUGCAUUUCAUUCAUGCUGGUUUAAGUCCCUCUGGGGUUAGCAAGUUCUAUCACACUGAGCUUAAGGUUUGUGAUUACAAAUAUCUUCAUUUGUCGGGAUAAAUCAUAUAGCUGCAGAGCUUAAAACCAGAAUAUUGUCUUCACAAAGUUUAACCUUUACUCUGUUAUUCUCACCUUUAUGACCUUGUAAAGACAUUCAUAGACAUGUUUUAUGUAUAUAGAUUAUUCAUAUAAUUAUAUUUUCUUUUUAUACAUAUAUAUAUAACUUGCACACCAUGGGUUAUUCACAUUUGAAAUGUUGUCAUUCAUGUAUUUUGUGUAUUUAGUUCUAUGCAACAAAAAAAAAAAUGUUAUUUUUUGUGUAAAAUCUUUUAACUCUAAGCCAGCUGCACUUUACCCAUGUAACCACUGGAAACCAAGAUCAGUAGAUCUGCACUUAAACUAUUCAGACUGUACAUAUUUUGAAAUUUUCCUUAAAAAAUGAUUAAUUCAAGAAGAUAUUUAGCAUUAAAAACUAAAUAGACAAACUGAGUUUUAUUUUUGGAUUAGAAAUAAUAAAGAAGAUACAUGUACAAGCUUUUUUAUUUGAUCAAUUGUUGCUAUAUAUCUUUUUGAAGUGAGAGAAAAUAAUCUUUUGCUUGGUCAACACAAGUAAACAGACUUAAAAUAUAUAAUGAUGUGAAUAAACAAACAUUUGUUUGUAUUAAAAUUUCAAGUCUUUUAAAGAUGUAUGUCUAAUUUUGAAAACAAAAACAACAAAAGCUGUAUUUUGUUUCAUUGAGAUAUUUAUGUACAUUGUGUUUAUUCAAUACACUAAUUUUAAUAAUAUUUCAGUAAUAAGGAAAAUCUAAAAAAAAAAUGUAGUCUUUUGAAAUGAUAAUGAUGAAAUGAAGUACAACAUUUUAAUAUACACAUUACUUACAGUUUAUAUACUAUACUAUACAGUCUUACUUUAAAUUAUGCUGCUAAAAGAUCUUUGAAAUUGAAAUAUUUAUAUUUUAUGUAUCAGUUGCUUUGAUGUUUUACAUAUCUAAAUUACUUUGAUUGCAAGGAAUAUUUUCUUUUCUUUGUCAUCUAAAAAGCAAUACCAGUAGAUUUAUUUGUGUUUUUUUUUCAAGUUGAGGGUGAAUUUAUUUGCUAUAAAUGUAUAAAAGUGGGGUUUAUGUUUUAUCAAGUUUCUUGAACGUUGUAAGUUAUUUUUCUGACAUGUAGGAUUAAUCAGGGUGAUGGUCCAUGUAACAAUUUUAGGUUUUUGGAGAGAUUUUCCAUGUGUUUAUGAUACAGUUCUAAAAUAUCAGUGUAGUUGCCCACCCUGUUUAAUAUUUACAUGUAUAUUAUUAUUUGUUACAUGUAAACAUAGGGUUUAAUGCUCAUUAAGUGAUGACUUAUUUUAUUUGGUUUUCUUGUUUGUUUUUUUGUUACUAUGAUUUGUUUUUAUAUUUUUUUGCCAAUUUUGUUUUGGUAUUGCUCUUUUUUGUAGAAGUGUGGUUAAAACAUAACAUUAUAUAUUUAAAGUCAAAUAUUUCUGUUAACAGCUCAUCUGGUAAAAGUGAAAAACAAGUGAGGGAAGAAAUUACAAAUUAAGUAAAUUUCCAUCGAUGAUCUUGAGAAAUGGCUAUGUCCUCUCAAUAAAAGAUUGAAAGUGAUAAUUCAGAAAUUGGAUCUGAUUAAAAUUCUUGGAAAAGGUUUUAGUAGUGAAUGAUGUCACUUACAAACAACUUACCAAGAUGAGCUAUUUAAGUAUAGGUUAAUGUUUAUUAGUAAGCAUUUACAAAAUUAAUUUGAUGAAGAUUCGACUGAUUUAAUUUUGUAAAUGCUUACCAGUGAACACUCGCCAAUUUAGUGAUUGAAAUUAUUUUUGUAAACAGUUGAUUUAUUAAACAGAUUAAUAGUUUGCAGUUUAACAUACCAAACACAGCUUUUGCUAUUUUCUAACAUUUUCUGCUAAUUGAACAAGAAUUUUAUGCAACAUUGGUUUUUGUAGCUAAAUUUAAUUUCUUCUGAAGUUUUUGAAACAGAUCAAUGUGGUUUAUCAGCAUAUUGUUAAGUGUGUUAUAUCUUGUUGGAUUAGUUGUACCAGUAAAAUACUUCAACUUUGUAACAGAUGAUCAGUAAAGAAUCUGUAUAUUUUUAUCUACAUAAGUAUGAUUGAUUCAUGUAUUUUACUGUUAAUUUUUGUCUCUUGACAAACUUGAAUCCUUAUCAGAGCGUAGUCUCUUGUACUGUUGAAGGCCUAUAUUUAGAAAUGAUAUAAAAUAAAGUUACUGUUUUACUUUUGUAACUAAGUAUAUGAAUCAAACAAAAAGUUUCUUUGUUAUUUGUAAUCUUUGAGCAGCCAUUAAUAAAAACUGUAAAACUAAA